AUGCGAUUCCGUUUACGAAAGCAGUUGUUUAUAAAGCGUAAUAAAGUAUGCGAUUAUUCGCUUACUUUAGCGUUAAUUGGUUUAAUCCUUAUUGUUAUUGACUCCGAGUUAACUGCAAAUCCACAUACAGAAAUAAUUUUUAAGGAUCAUUUCGUAUCGUUGAUGCUUCGAUCGUUAUGCGCACUAAGUACAGUGAUCUUAAUUGGAAGUCUUGUAUUCUAUCACGCUAUUGAGAUAAAAAUAGCUUUAAUUGACAGUGGUGCAGAUGACUGGCGAAUAGCAUUUACAACAGAACGUAUGACAAAGUUGAUUAUUGAAAUUGCCAUCUGCGUUAUAUGUCCUGUACCUGGUACCGGAACAAUGCGUUGGCCUUUCAUUCAUGCAGAUACACGGCGUAUAUCGCAUGCCGACGUACCAAUCGAUGUGCUGUUAUCUGUACCGAUGUUUCUUCGAUUGUAUCUUCUAUGCAGAUUUAUGGUGCUUCACAGCAAACAGUUUCAGGAUGCAGCAACACGGUCCAUAGCAGCAUUAAACAGAAUUUCUAUGGAUUUCCGUUUUGUCAUUAAAACAAUGAUGGCUGAUCAUCCAUUGCGGGUUUUAGUUGUAUUUACUGUAGCAUUUUGGAUCUGCAUGGCCUGGAUUUUUACACAAUGCGAACGGUCAGUAAAUCUACUUUUUUUUUUGCUUUUGAGACAACUGUCUGUCAUUUUUUUAAAUUAUAUCUCUACUGUAUACUAUAAAGUUUAA
Enterobius vermicularis (human pinworm) is the source of this 747-nucleotide messenger RNA. NCBI's taxonomy places the organism in Eukaryota, Metazoa, Nematoda, Chromadorea, Rhabditida, Oxyuridae. The record is from the annotation of a GenBank genome assembly.